Molecule: messenger RNA, 2736 nt
Organism: Styela clava
Lineage: Eukaryota; Metazoa; Chordata; Ascidiacea; Stolidobranchia; Styelidae
Product: nonsense-mediated mRNA decay factor SMG9-like
Biological process (GO): nuclear-transcribed mRNA catabolic process, nonsense-mediated decay
Source: RefSeq, a predicted model, not a curated record
UGAAUUGGUCUGUAAUAAAAAUGCCUACAUUUGGCAAAGCAUGGCUGAAUUCAUACUUUUAUGAUCUAUUUUUUAUAAUUACUCUUGAACUCUUUUCAUUUACUUAAAAGUUUUUACCUACUAUAUACUGGUGCGUUAGCUUUUGCUGAAUUAAUGGCUGAUCCUGGUAUGUAUGGUGGUGGGAUACGAAGAAAAAGAAGACCACCUAGAGAGAGACCGAUAUAUCGUGAAAAAGAAUUUCCGAGGGAUUCAUACAAUGGUCGAAAUGACUAUCGUCGUAACACUCGUGACUAUUCCCAAUAUGAAAGCAGAGAAAAACCUGUUUCUACUCCCCAUACUGUGCUGAAACAACCGAUUAUUCUUGCCAAACCAGAUUCUAACGAUGCAUCAAAGCAAAAAUUGGUGAAUACAGCUUCAAGUCCAAGUUCUGAAUUAUCUAAAAUGAACUUGAAGUCCAAGAACUCUUUUCUCUCUUCAGUGCUUGUUGAAAACUCAUCUCCCACUGAGAAGUAUUAUGGUCAGCCACGGGAGACCAAACCAUUUUCAGGGAAACUUGAUCUACAUAAAGCUAAUCUUUCAAGUAAAAGUACGAAGGGCAAUGCUGGACAUAUUUCUCCAGGACUGGAUAGUUCAGCGUCAAAAUCUCCUGAUGACACUAAAGGAAAUAUAAAAUCUGUGAAGAUAUUGGAUGGGUUGCUACAUUGGACAGACUGUGGAAUUGAGUUGCUGGAGGAUCAAACACAUUUUCUUGUUGUUGGCGUUCUCGGCCCUCAGGGAGUUGGAAAAUCUACUAUAAUGUCUUAUUUGGCAGGAAGUGACAUAACAUCAAAAAAGCUCAUUUUCCCUUGUCAGACUAAGGAUGUUAUGGAAAAAGCAAGUAAUAUGACAGUAGGUGUGGACAUGUAUGUUACAGAAGAGCGCACAAUAUUUCUAGAUUCUCAACCAUUACUAAGCCCUUCCUUGCUGGAACAGUGUAUUUAUAACGAUCGGAAAAUGUCUGCUGAAUAUAAUGGUCCAGCUGCUGGAAUAGAAAUGCAAUCUUUACAACUUGCAACAUUGUUUCUCAGCAUAUGCCAUGUUGUUAUCAUCAUGCAAGAUUGGUUUUCAGACUGUAGUUUGUAUAGUUUUUUGCAAUGUGCAGAAAUGCUGAAAUUGACGUCACCCACUCCAAAUUCUGAAUCUUCAAGCAUGGAGAGUGAGUUUGAUGAGUUUCAUCCACAUGUGAUUUUUGUUCAGAACAAAUCUGAACCUGCUCAUUUCGACCCAUCUUGCAUAAUAUCAAUGAGUGAAAUGAUUUCCAAUAUGUUGGCACAUUCGAAGCUAUUGUACAAAGAUUCUAUAUCUUUAUCAAAGUCUGUCUUACUCCCGAAUAUAUCACUUUGUACAUCUCCUUCAUCAGAGAUAAAUAUCUUUCUAAUCCCAUUGUUUAAUUUGAAUGAUAAUGAUCACGAGAGAGAUAACAUGGAAGAUUCACAAUUCUAUCAAUUACCAAAGUAUACAGCACUUCCAAAGAAUAAGCAAAUUUUGAAGGUUUUCAGAAACAUGAUAUUGUCAAUACGAAGACUUCGGUUGACGAGACAAGCCCUCACAGAAAAGAGCUGGUUCUAUUAUGCAGCAAAAACUUGGGAAGCUAUUAAGAAGUCACAGAUGAUGGCAGAGUUCAAUAGACUCUUAGUAUGAAAAAUAUAAUCUCCAUUUGGGUCUAGCGUUACUAUGUCAUGUCAACUGAGAUGAGUGCAAUUAUCUAGUUGCCUGGAGGUGGAUGGACCUGCACAAAAUGGGUUAAUGAGUUGUGUGGCUGUUAAAGAAGACACCAAAUAACAUCAAGUCUGUCAGAGAUCCGUUAGCAUGUUUACAUUCACAAAAAUGGAAUUUAAAAGCAGUCAAAUGAAAAGUUUACAGCAGUAAUGUAAUAACAAAAAUAUGUGGUACUGAAUUUUAUUCAUGAAUUCUAAGUUGUAUUCUGUACCAAUUGUCUACCCUACAAUGUUCUAAUAUAUUGCAAGAAUACUUAGUUCAUCGAUGUUGUUGUUAUUCGAUUAACCACAUUUUGAAAUUGUUUAUAUACUUCUUGCUUGUUAUUCAUACCAUAAUCUGAUCAAGAAGAAUAUUAUGGACUGACUUUGUUGUAAUUGUACAUAUAUGUAUAAUAAACAUUUGUGACACUUAGCACCGAGACAGAAUAUAAGAAAAGAUAUGGAAAAAAACAUGAGCCAGCGAAGUAAUCAUAAUAUUAAUUGGAUGGAUGUAUAAAAUUGUUUUGCUGUUACUUAUUUCUCAUCUUUUUGUUUCUGAUUUGUAUAUUUCUAGUUUCAUCAUCACUCGAUAAUAUUGUAACCGAAUGGUGUAUGGCGAAUGCAUUUUUGAAGUGGAGUUUUGUCAAUUCCUGUGAAUACUGUACUAUUUUGAAUAAUAUGAGAAAAUAUGGCAAAUCCUCAUUGGGUGAUUAUCUUACUUAUAUUGCGAUUGUGCUUUGGACAUGCAUACACGUUUUGAGUAGUAUUUCAUAGUAAAGUUUAUUGUGUGGGUCACUUAGCGUGCUUUACUCACUAACUCCGGCUGCUAAAUGUUCGAAUUCCUUGGUCGCUUUAUUUUGUAUUUGUCCAUUUUGUUAGCUCAAAAUUUUCAAUACGAGAUUCUCGCAUUUAGAGCUCGUUGCUUAGCAAAUAUUUACCGCGAUAAAAUAAUUUGUAGUUUAAUUCAGCAGAAGCUCUUUCAGUUUAUCAUCACUUUGCG